CAGCUCGCAGUCCAACAGCCCUCGCCACCUUCCGCUUCGUUCUCCUUCAAGCGCCAUGACAAAGCAGCUCCGAGGCAGCGCUUUCUCCGCCUGCGCCGUGUUGGCGGCCUUCACCGUUGCUGGCUGGGCCUUUGUGUCGCCCCGGGUGUCAAUGCGACAGCCACAGCUGAACAGGGAACUGGUGCAGCGCCAGUUCUUCGGGAACAAGCCAGCGCAGCCAGCCGUGGAGGAGGAGACAGUCGGCGACAAGAUCAAGGCCUUCUGGGCGGACGAGCGCACGCAGAAGUUCAUCGCCUUCGGGGGGUUGGCCUCCACGGCGCUGGACAUGCUGGGCCUCCUGGGCGGAGAGGCGGGCGUGGGCGCGAGCCUCUCGGAGGCGUUCGCCACCUUCGACGCGGGCGCCGCCUUGUCCGAGGGCAGCUCCACGGCCGAGGCCCUGGCCGACGCAGCGCAGUCCGCGGAUUUCUCCUCCGCCUCCGAGUCCAUCGGUGAGUUCGGGGCCAACUGAGGCCGCAGCGUCCAUUUGUCGCGACUUGGAGCACUUUCUGGGCAACCACGAGGUGUUUUGCUUAAAGAACUAGUCAUGGCCAGGCCAUUUUUUGUGGUUGAAGAAUCACCAUUUGCCCAGAGGGCCUGCUAAGCAGGAAAACGAGGCACUCCAAGAGCGGAAGCGAGGGAUGGAGCUGGGCAUUUUCCACCAAGCCGGCUUGUUCCAUUGGAAGGCCAUGGCUGGUGCAGGCCGCUUGUGCAAUGCUGUACGUUGUGCAUGGGCCAACCGUUUCGAAGCCAACACAACUCCCCUGGUUCAGCCGGCAUUUUCGGGUUGCGUCGCUGGCAUGGGCGUGCCGAAACGGCACGCCGCAAAGCUGGUGCUCUGGAGAUUGGGGA
Effrenium voratum is the source of this 888-nucleotide messenger RNA. Lineage: Eukaryota; Dinophyceae; Suessiales; Symbiodiniaceae. The record is from the annotation of a GenBank genome assembly.